UAUCAUCUCUUGACACUUGGCUUCCAUUUUUUCGUACCUACCCUGUAAUACCGCAUGAUGGCACCAAACCAAUAAAAAAACUCCCUGGGUAUUACAGAGACCUCUGUGCUGCGGACAAAAUUAAAUGAUCGGAGUCUUGUCUUCAAAAUGAAAGUCAUCGGAAACUGAUACAAACAGUAGAAUGAGUCAGUGGCCUAAGCAAGUCGUCUGGUCUAAUGAAAUAAUAGCAUGUAUUCCUGGUGUAGAAUUCAACUAUAGAAAUGUAUACACAAAGAUGUGUCUAAGCUGCUGUAACAGGUGAACAUUUCACUCGUUGUAAAGGUUUUCGUAAGUUUCAGUAAAGACUUUUCUUUUGAAGACAAACAGUCGAGUCCAGUAAUGUUCCUCACGGUACUGAUGUUAACAGCACAGGUACAGGAACCUGUCUGAUUUUCAUUCCAUCGGAUAAGUGUCAGGAACAACAACCUGCGAACAUCGGUCGGUCAAUGUUUGGUUCAGUAACCUGCAUACUGGAUAGAAGACACGAAAGUAAUAUAGUCUCAGGAGGAGACUUGUUUCUGGUGGGUGUGGCAGGGGGUGUGGCUGAUCUUCAUGCUGAUAGGUCACGAAGGAGGAGCCCCAUGGAUGAAGGUCAGUGUGAGAGGGAGGGGCCAGUGAUGUCAGAGGUAAAGGAGAGCAAAGAUGAUCAUAUCUGCAACCACUCGGACCAGAAUCAGGUCCCUGCCCAUCAGAACUGGACACAGACUACACUAGAUGAAGGUCAGGGGGUUGGACCAGACACUGUUCAACAGGACUCAUUGAACAACAAUGCAGUGGAAAAAAAAGAGGUGGAGGACAGCAGUAGAAAGAUGAAGGCAGAGGAAGAGGAUGACGAGGAUGACGUUAUGGUGGAAGAGGAGGACGACAGCAGCAGCGUGACACGUGGCCAAUCACCUGAUACGCCUAUGACUGACUCCUCCUCCUCAGACGCUGGCAGUUUGAUAGAGCUUCGCACCUCUGUCUCUCCAGACACUUCAGAUCCCAUCAGCCCCGAAGCAGGAAGUCCAGACGAUCCUUUCUACAGUGACCCUGAGAGUGAGUCACACACCUGUACCCCAGGACCCACCACCUCCUCUCCAGGACCCACCACCUCCUCUCCAGGACCCACCACCUCCUCUCCAGGACCCACCGCCUCCACCCCAGGACCCACCGCCUCCACCCCAGGACCCACCGCCUCCACCCCAGGACCCACCACCUCCACCUCAGGACUCACCGCCUCCACCCCAGGACCUGCCACUUCAGGAUCGGUCGCCUCCACCCCAGGACCCGUAGCCACCACCCCAGGACCAACCUUUCCCCCCCCAGGACCAGCCGCUUCUCCCUCAGGCCCCAACGCCUGCACUACAAGAUCCACUACCUCCACCACGGGACCCACCACCUCCUCCACGGGACCCACCAAAGAGCCUGUCGCUAGCCCUGCACUUCUGGCCACCCUACAGGAAUUGGGGGAGCGUGGAGAUCACACACACCUACCUGAGUACCUCCAUCAGAUAGCCGAGGCCUUUGUACUCCAGGAAGAUUAUGAGCGAGCAGUGUGGUGUAUUCAGCUGGAGAGGCUGUACCACCAGAGACUAGUACAAAAUCUGACAGCACUACAGGAGCAGUGGGAGCAGCGAUGCAGGUCAGGCGGUCAGGCAGAGAGGAGCAGCCACACUGACCUGGCUGCAAGGCAACUGGAGCGACUCACGCACGUCUGCCGAUCACACCAACGACCCAGUGUGAGAGCAGAGGAGCAUGAGGAUGUGGACUUCGUGAUGAAGAGCUCUGUGCGUGUUGAUGAAAGACCCCAUACAUGUAGCGUUGAUUGGUUAGUUGAUUCCGUGUCAGGGCAGGAGGAGGGCCAGAGAAGAACAGACCCUACCCACUCCCAGAGCAUCCACCCAAUCGAAUCAGCCCUCAUGGACAGGCCCUGCUCCAAUGAUUGCACAGCUCCAGGCGUGUCACAGGACUGCAGAGAUUCUAAGGGGAUUAGGGGUUUCCAUAGAGACCAUCUGAUUGACGGCUCUCUCGCCGAAGGGGAGGAGAGGUUGGGGAGGGCUGAUCUGAGCGAAGGAAUGGACCAGCGGACUGAGUUGGAACACACCAUUCAGGAGGGGGGGGGUGGGUCAGACCCCCCGCCAGCCAGGGAAAUGGGCCGACCUAAGCCUGAGGAGCAGCACGGUGGAGAGGAUGAACUGGAGGAGGAUGAGGUGGAAGAGGCAGAGGAGGCUUUGCUAUUGGUUGGAGAAGAGGCUGAGGAGGAACAGAGGAGAGAGAGCGCUGUGUGUAUGGACGCUCCUCUUGAGAUCUCAGUCAUAGCGGUAAAGGAGCGAGAUGACCACGUUAAAGAGGUCCAGCUACAUGUGGAGGAGCCCCCGGUUAGCGUGGAGCCCCCGGUUAGCGUGGAGCCCCCGGUUAGCGCAGAGCCCCCGGUUAGCGCAGAGCCCCCGGUUAGCGUGGAGCCCCCGGUUAGGGAUUCUGAUCAAGUAGAAGACAUGUUUGGAGUGGAGAUAAUGGACACUAUCAGAGGGGGCGUGUCUUCUCUGGAUGACAUGGCCAAACGCAUCACAGUGGAGGAGAUGACCCCUGUUCCUGGACUAGUGUCUAUCCUGAAGAGGAGGAGUGUGUGUGUGGAGGAUGCUGAUGUCACUCCCUCUUUGACUCCACCCAAGCAACAACAGCCUGCUAAGCGCAGGGUCCGCUUCAAAGUACCAGAGGACGGUUUUGACCAGGAUGAGGUGGGGUUAGACUCCUGCCUCCUCCUCUUUCUGCUCUGCCUGGUCACCGUGGUGAUCAGCCUGGGAGGCACCGCCCUCUACUGUGCUCUGGGCGACGCCCACUCGACCGUCUGUACUGACUUCUCCCGGAACGCUGACUUCUACCUCGCGCAGCUGCAUCAUGGGAUGGAUCAGCUCCGGCACUGGCUGACCCCUGGGUCUUAGCUGACCCCACCAAGGGGAGACAGUGGAAGAGGGGGGGGGGGGGGGGUCUUUGUUUUGCAGGGUCCAUGCGCUCCUUUCUCAAGCCUGGACACGCUGUUUCUCCCAGUACCUGGCAUUCUGUUUGUCUGUGUUUGUGUGCGCGCACUUGUGCGUGCGUGUCUUUGGUAGGUGGGAGAGAGAGUAAUGGAAUUGUGUGUGCAAGUGCAGUCCCUGCUAAAGACUGCAACGCUGCCUAUAAGGCCUGAUCUAGGAACUGUGGUUUUUGACUACGGAGAGGCAAACGACACAGACCAGACUGACUGUGGGUCUGCCCAAUUGUUUGGAUUGACUGUGCCGGACAGACCCACUGACUUUGGACCUGCUGUGACGCAUGGGGCUUUUAGACACCAGCGUGGCUCUUUGAUGACCGACGCCAUUUUACAUCUCAACUACCCCUCAAAUAUAAACAAUUCUGCUGUGGUCAGAAACACUAAAUGUCUUAAAAAAAAAAAAACUUCCAGUAAUGUUUUUAUUUAAAAUAUAUAUAUAUUUUACUUGUAUGUUCCUCAAUGAUGAGGAUUCUUAUGGUCUACGUCUGGGACUUUGUUUAGGCUGAUGUUAGAAGUUGCCCCCAAAACACACGUUCUGAGAUCGAAACCUUCUACCAGGAGGGGGGAGGGACUACUUUUGCAACAUUUCAGGGUGUCUGAAAUUGGUGUUGUUUUCAGGUACAGACAGUUCAGGCUGAUUGUAGCGAUGACCAUUGGUUGGUGGGUGGGUGUCAGAUGUAGAUAUAUGCAACAUGGACGAGAAAGCAAUACCUGUCUGUAACCAUUUGUUAAUGAAUGUUUAAAUCAUUAAGGAUCAGAUUAGUUGAAUGGUACUAAAGAAUAAGAGUUUGGUUAAUAAGAAUCUGCUAAGCUGGGGGUGGUCUUUGCUCAGGAAUGAGAAUAUGUCUCUUUAUUGUUAAAUAAUGAACAUCAGUUUCCUGUCUUACCCCAAGGCAUUACCUCCUGCCAUCGGUGGAAUCUAUCUUUAGCAUAUUAUUUGUUUGUAAUCAUGGCUUUAUUUUAUUUCAGGCUUUUAGUCUAUUUAAUUGAUUUUAUUUUAUAUUCUUUGUGUCAGUCAGUGGCAGUGCCCAGGGUUAGUGUUUAGUUAUAGGUGUUUUUAAAAUUGUAGGUGGGCUUGUCAAAGUGGAUCCUAUGAGGAUUUUGGGGGCUGGCCAGUGACUUUCAGACAGCAUCCUAACAUUCUACAGUGGCUUCCUCUCCUCAUCUCCUUUCCUUAUCGCUGCUGAAAACACUAGACCGGUCAAACCAACAGCAAAGUGUCAUCAUAUUCAUAUAUUUUGUUAAAUUAAUAAUGUAUAAAUACAUUAAUAAAUAAAUAUGUAUGCACAAUCUUAUUAACUUGGAGGAAAAGGGUUUGCUUUGAUAUCUGUAUUUUCAGGAGGGAACCAAUUGAAGGAGAGGUGAUGAGGAAAGAAUGCCACUUGAGGCUAUUGAGAUCUUAGGUUUUUGAAUCAUUUGCACGUGUCUUCUGGCUGGUCCAGACGACUCUGGUCUAACGCUUUGGAAGUUAAGUAUUUAUAUCAUAUCUGCACAAUGAGGGGGAGAGGAAAAACAAACGAUCAAAUAAAUCUUGGUGCGUGUCAUUUUUUGUUUCUCGUUUUGACUUGACGUGGGUAAUGUAGUUAGUAACAAUUUUGUUUUGUAUGUUAAAUUGUCUUUGUUUUGUUCUUGAAGAUCGUUUGAAGUAGGGCGAUCUCCAGAGACUCACCAUGCAAUGUCAGUUGAAAAAGUCAGGACAGAAGCUCUAUGUAAAUGUUUAUUUUUAUGUUUUCAAAUGCUUUAACUGAUCAUGAAACGUGAAGACAAUAAAUGUUUUUCAUCAUGG
Esox lucius (northern pike) is the source of this 4835-nucleotide messenger RNA. RefSeq names its product consortin. Lineage: Eukaryota; Metazoa; Chordata; Actinopteri; Esociformes; Esocidae. The coding region runs from base 486 to 2960 and encodes 824 amino acids. The record is from RefSeq and is a predicted model, not a curated record. Gene Ontology annotation, cellular component: transport vesicle; trans-Golgi network; plasma membrane. Gene Ontology annotation, biological process: positive regulation of Golgi to plasma membrane protein transport. Gene Ontology annotation, molecular function: connexin binding. The transcript is spliced from 12 exons.